ACCUUUGCUGGGUCCUAGGGGCGGGACGGCGAAUCCGAGGAAAGAUGGCGGCGCCCUGGUGUCGAGCUGUGCUGGGUGGAAGUCGGGGGUGGCGGGGCUUCAACACCUCGGCCGCGCUGAGCCGCAGGACCCCCCCACUGGGGCCGAUGCCCAACGAGGACAUCGAUGUGAACAACCUGGAGCGGCUAGAGAAAUACCGCAGCUUCGACCGCUACCGGCGCCGGGCUGAGCAGGAGGCGCGGGCCCCGCACUGGUGGCGGACCUACCGCGAGCACUUCGUGGAGGAAUCAGAUCCCAAAGACAAGGUUGACAUUGGGCUGCCUCCACCCAAGGUCUGUCGGACCCAACAACUGUUGGAGCGAAAACAGGUCCUCCGGGAACUGCGGGCCAACGUGGAGGAGGAGCGGGCCGCCCGGCUGCGCACAGGGCGUAUCCCGCUGGAGGCUGUUCGGGCUGAAUGGGAGAGGACCUGUGGCCCCUACCACAAGCAGCGUCUGGCAGAGUACUAUGGCCUCUACCGAGACCUGUUCCACGGUGCCACUUUCGUGCCCCGUGUGCCCCUGCACGUGGCCUAUACCGUGGGUGAGGAUGAGUUGGUGCCUGUGUACCACGGCAAUGAGGUCACGCCAACCGAGGCUGCCCAGGCCCCAGAGGUGACCUAUGAGGCGGACGAGGGCUCCACGUGGACACUGCUGCUCACCAACCUGGAUGGACACCUGCUGGAGCCGGAUGCCGAGUAUAUCCACUGGCUGGUAACCAACAUCCCGGGCAACAGGGUGGCUGAAGGACAGGAGACGUGCCCCUACCUCCCCCCGUUCCCCGCCCGGGGCUCUGGCUUCCACCGCUUUGCCUUCCUGCUCUUCAAGCAGGACAAGCCAAUGGACUUCUCUGGGGACACCCGGCCUUCACCCUGUUACCAGCUUGCCCAGCGAACCUUCCACACAUUUGAUUUCUACAAGAAGCACCAGGAAGCCAUGACCCCAGCUGGCCUGGCCUUCUUCCAGUGUCGCUGGGAUGACUCGGUCACCCACAUCUUCCACCAGCUUUUGGACAUGCGGGAGCCAGUGUUCGAGUUCGUCCGGCCGCCUCCUUACCACCCCAGGCAGAAGCACUUCCCCCACCGGCAGCCCUUGCGCUACCUGGACCGGUACAGAGACAGUCACGAACCCACCUACGGCAUCUACUGAGUGGCCAGGCUGCCACCACCUUGGAGAGUGCUCCACGCCUCUCAAGCCACUCCGUCAGGCUCUGCAGGCAGGAACCAUUCAGACCCAGCUCCAGAGCCACGCUGUGGGGUUGUAGGCCCUGCCUGCGGUAGCCCCCCUGUGGUCCCCCUAGCAGGCCCAGGGCCUGGGGGAGAAGUGGCAGCAGGGAUGGCUAUGUGAAUAAAGACGGUUUCUGCUGUG
Artibeus jamaicensis (Jamaican fruit-eating bat) is the source of this 1406-nucleotide messenger RNA. RefSeq names its product mitochondrial ribosomal protein L38 (gene MRPL38). The record is from RefSeq and is a predicted model, not a curated record. NCBI's taxonomy places the organism in Eukaryota, Metazoa, Chordata, Mammalia, Chiroptera, Phyllostomidae. Gene Ontology annotation, cellular component: mitochondrial large ribosomal subunit. The transcript has 9 exons. Bases 45 to 1187 code for a protein of 380 amino acids.